Messenger RNA from Drosophila busckii, 1356 nucleotides. It is a transcript of the gene CAH2, whose product is annotated as carbonic anhydrase 1. Gene Ontology annotation, cellular component: cytoplasm. Gene Ontology annotation, molecular function: carbonate dehydratase activity; zinc ion binding. The record is from RefSeq and is a predicted model, not a curated record. Lineage: Eukaryota; Metazoa; Arthropoda; Insecta; Diptera; Drosophilidae. Bases 172 to 1155 code for a protein of 327 amino acids. The transcript is spliced from 3 exons.
GUGCGACCGCAUUUGGCGGGUUAACAACAGACCGAGCACUAAACCCACAGAAUCCGUUGUAUACUAACUAGACCAGCCUUUGCCAGCGUAGCUUACUGUGCUUGUUGUGGCUAACGGGGUUUGAAAAAAGCGUUGACAUUUUGCAGUUUACGCUCAUUUCGUGUUAGCACCAUGUGGCAGCUACGUGUAGCAGCAAGCGCUGCCUUGAUUUGCUUACUAACGUGCGUGGUAACUGCACAAGACUUUGGCUAUGGCGGCCGGCAUGGACCUGAGCAUUGGGGUGAGGAAUACAAGCGUUGUAGCGGAAAAUACCAAAGCCCUAUUAACAUUGAUGAAAUGAGUGUGGUAAAGAAAAGGUUUCCUGAGUUUAACUAUUACAACUGGAACCGGACACCCAAAAGUGUUAGGUUAACCAACAAUGGUCACACUGUCCUGGUCACCAUGACCUACCACCAAAACAAAGAGCCUCAAGUACUACACGGACCACUGCAAACGGAGUCGCCCUAUCAAUUCGAGCAGUUUCAUUUUCAUUGGGGCGAAAACGAUACCAUUGGGAGUGAGGAUACCAUCAACAAUCGUGCCUAUCCAGCGGAGUUACAUGUGGUUAUGCGCAGCUUGGCAUAUACAAACUUUUCAGAGGCUUUGGGCAAGGAUCAUGGCAUUGCAGUGUUGGCAUUUUUCUUUAAGGUCACUCAGGCAGACAAUCCAAAUUAUAGCGACUUUACGGAGCUGCUAACAUCCAUUAAGAAUAAAGAUCAAUCUGUAGACAUGGAUAUAGCCAAGCCCUUGUCAAACUUUGUUUCCAAGAAUUUGGAGAAUUAUUAUACAUAUGUGGGCUCUUUAACUACACCACCCUGUGCUGAGGAAGUAGUGUGGGUGGACUAUGAGAUACCCAUUGAAAUUUCCGAGAACCAGUUGGAAUACUUUCGUCUGCUAACCGCGAGCGAUGAUCAUCUAAAGAACAAUUUUCGUCCUACGCAACCCUUAAACAACCGUACUGUCUACAAACAUGAUCCUUUUUCACUGGAAAAGUCAGAUAUGGGCGCUGUCCCCUUUGUGAAUGCCGACAAUGCAGCAAAAAAUGUAGUUGGGCUAAGCCUGUUUACACUGCUGUUGCUUAAAGGCGGCUUAGCUUUAGUUGUUAACUUGUUUUAGCAUAAAUGCUAACACUUGUUAUUUUUUUAAGAAUCAUUUAGGCAACUUAGCAGUAGGCUUAACUAGUUGCAUUUUUAUUUAUAAUAUAACUUAAGCGUGCUUGUGAUUUUUGAGCUUAGUAUCUUGAUUAGCAAUAAGCUAACUGAACUGUAUACGAAAUGAUUUAAUAAACUGGCAAAAUAAAGAUAUUAAACAAAACUA